This is a messenger RNA of Marasmius oreades (fairy-ring Marasmius), 1482 nucleotides long. RefSeq lists its product as uncharacterized. The coding region runs from base 1 to 1482 and encodes 493 amino acids. Lineage: Eukaryota; Fungi; Basidiomycota; Agaricomycetes; Agaricales; Marasmiaceae. The transcript has a single exon. The record is from RefSeq and is a predicted model, not a curated record.
AUGGAGCGUAUCCCGGUCGAGAUAUGGAGGAGAGUUUUUUCACUGGUUUGUUUACCGGACUCGGUGUUGUUUCCUGGUUGUUCCCGGCGUGUUCGCGCCCGCCCUUAUUCUCUACUAUGUGUUUGCACCCACUGGCGUCGCAUCGUCUCCGAAUUCCCUCAACUCUGGGCCUCUAUCUCCAUAAGUGGAGAUUUUAGCACCGAUUUUUUCCCUCAUCUUGACAACCUUCUCCGAAAGUCCAGGAACUCCCCCUUGACCAUCCGCAUAUCUUUCCACUAUUUUGUGGAUCAUCGCUACCUCAAACACGAAUACCAUGACAGUGCAGGGGAUUGCAUCGCUUUCAUUGCCAAGCACGCUCUCAACCGAUGUAGACACUUGAUCACCAAUUGCAAUCUCUGGGAAUUCAUCAAUUCGAGGGCUAUUGAUGUAUCAUUUCCAGCCUUGGAGUAUCUGGAAACCGACAUCCCGUACUGGUCCUCCGGCCCGUCUCUCAGCCUAGAUGCACCUAUCCUUACCCGCCUGAAGAUUAGAGACCCUUACUAUCAACCAGGCAGCGAUAAAUUCCUUCCCUACGGGAGUCUAACCUCCUUGGAAUUCGGAAGAAAUGACGAUAUAAAACCUCACGAAUUUAUCGUCAAAGUCCUUCCCCUCUGUUCCAACCUUCAAUCCUUAACGGUCCCUUUCGGGUUUGCUAGUAUUGAUCAUCACGGGCAUCAUUGCAUUGUUCCAGAACAGCCCAUAGGGUUCCCAUCGCUCAAACACUUACGGAUCCGGAUAGCAUGGUUCCGAUACGACCUCAUCUCCCUUUUUAAACACUUCGAGUUUCCCAACCUUUCCUCUUUCGAAAUAGAAUGGUCGGUAUCGUAUCGAGAUAGAUACUACAUUCCGCCUCUACGGGAAAUAGACCCGCACUUCCCUCCUGCUUUCUACCGCUCGCUUUUGGGAUUAGAAAAGCUCAAGUUGCGGUUCGAUGCCAUGGAUGAUCCACACGAAGACGUGGAUUACCUCACAUCCCUUCCAGAGAUCUUAGAAGCGACAUCUUCUAUCACGGAUUUGGAGCUUAUCCAAAACUCGGCUACAAUCCGCCAAUUCAGCGUUCUGCUUACCCCUCUAACCAUAGGCCCGGAUGGUCUUACCGUAGUUCCAAAGUUAUCCUCCCUAUUCAUCUUUCACGGUGCCACAAUUCCAUGUUUUCGUUGUACUCCGUCACUCGAAGCGGUGGCAGGACUGGAGAAGUGUCUACUCGAUAUGGUGGAGGGUCGAGCGAAGCACGCCAAAGCUUUCGACUUACGCUUGGAAUACUCCGAGUCUGUGUAUAGUACCAAGAAUGAGUGCGAUGAUCAUGGAAUAUCUGGGUUUUAUACGAGUAUAGAGAACCGGAUGCAGGCGUUGAAAGAGUAUCCAGGGUUGAAAUGUAGAAUUAGGGAGGCAGAAAAGGCGCAGUUUCGGGCAGUAUCUUCCUCAAGUUUGUACCAGCUCUGA